Messenger RNA from Polychytrium aggregatum, 1289 nucleotides. RefSeq lists its product as uncharacterized. The coding region runs from base 56 to 1036 and encodes 326 amino acids. The transcript is spliced from 10 exons. Gene Ontology annotation, molecular function: cysteine-type deubiquitinase activity; protein binding. NCBI's taxonomy places the organism in Eukaryota, Fungi, Chytridiomycota, Chytridiomycetes, Polychytriales. Gene Ontology annotation, biological process: protein deubiquitination; endoplasmic reticulum unfolded protein response. Gene Ontology annotation, cellular component: nucleus; cytosol. The record is from RefSeq and is a predicted model, not a curated record.
CCAGCACCACCACCCGCCCAAGCCAUCAUCUGUCCAGAACCGCCAUCCCGAAGCCAUGCGUCUCCGAUGCCGCUCGUCCAAAGGUGUCCACGCCAUCGGCGCUUCCCUGGGCGCUAGCUCUACGGUGCUCGAGCUCAAGACAGAGAUAUGCGCCAUCGCCGGCAUCGAUGCCGCUCGUCUUCAGCUCAAAAUGGGAUUCCCGCCCAAGCCGAUCAGCAUCGCAAACGACAGCAUCACCCUUGCAUCGCUUGGGAUCAAGGACGGCGAGCAAGUAAUUGCAGAAGAACUUCCGACAGCAUCGGCAGUAGAGCUCCCACAGCCAUGGGUAUCGCAAGCCCAGAGCGCCAGUCCGUCCCAGCGCCUUCAUGUUCAGGCGCCAUCGGGCUCAAACGUGACCAAGACGGCAGCGGGCGAGGGUAUCCGCUUGCCUGAUGGAAUUGUGUUAGUAAAGGAGAUGAAGGACGACAACAACUGUCUAUUCCGAUCGAUCAGUUACGCUAUGGAGGGCACUUCGGAGCGAUAUCCAUUACUCCGCAAGGUCGUUGCCGAUGCCAUCAUCGCAGAUCCUUUCCGUUGGAACGAGGCCAUAUUGGGCAAAAGUCCCCACGACUAUGCAGCUUGGAUACAGAAGCCCCAGAGCUGGGGCGGAGCCAUCGAACUCGUCAUCCUCUCUGAAUACUAUCAAGUUGACAUCAGCUCGAUUGACGUAUCGACUGUGCGAGUCGACCGAUUCGGAGAAGGAAAAUACUCCAACCGAAUCUUUGUGCUCUACAGCGGCAUUCACUACGACGUAAUCGCCAUGUCCCCUGCGGACAAUGCACCAGAAGAGUUCUUCACCCGAACAUUCACCGAUACUGCAGAACUCGUUGCCACGGCGGCCGUGCAACUGGCCCAGAUCUGGAAAGCGAAACGCAAGUUCACAGACUUGGCCAACUUUACCCUUCGCUGCAGUGUAUGCAAGAUCGGUCUCCAUGGUCAGAAGGAAGCACAGGAUCACGCCACCAAGACAGGACAUACAUCCUUCACCGAGUAUUGACCAGCGUGUUGUUUGGCGCCGGCAAGUGACUGUCUCGAUUGCCAUCGACGAUGAGCAUCGGGGAAGCACACAGGACCAAGUGGCUCUCGCAUCGUGUACAAAUGCCGAUACCUUGCCGUAAGAACCCCUUCUGUGUGCCAAUAAACCAAUCCGCGCUUCAACAGCACUGACGGCCGCACCUCCGGCCGCACCUCCGGCCAUACGCUCUCCGCACAUGCGUCCGCAAGUUGGCACCAUAGCCGACCCAUAUCCG